This is a messenger RNA of Callorhinchus milii (elephant shark), 2844 nucleotides long. RefSeq names its product fat storage inducing transmembrane protein 2 (gene fitm2). Gene Ontology annotation, cellular component: endoplasmic reticulum membrane. NCBI's taxonomy places the organism in Eukaryota, Metazoa, Chordata, Chondrichthyes, Chimaeriformes, Callorhinchidae. The record is from RefSeq and is a predicted model, not a curated record. Gene Ontology annotation, biological process: lipid storage; lipid droplet organization; phospholipid biosynthetic process. Bases 68 to 829 code for a protein of 253 amino acids. The transcript is spliced from 2 exons.
GUGGAGCCAGGGCUGGCGGGAGGGGACGUGGCCUUUAAGAGGUCGGGCCGUUGCCCCGGCGGACAAGAUGGAGGCCUGGGUCCGGCCGUUGGUCUCUCUGCACCGCCGCGGCCUCCGCCGCCACCUGCCGCUGCUCCUCGCCCUCCUCGCCCUCGGCGGCUCCCUGGCCAAAGCCCGAGGCCUCCUGCCCGACACCUACUUCUCCAACCGGCGGAAUGUCUUCAACCUAUAUUUUGUCAAACUUUCAUGGGGUUGGACCAUGGGUCUGCUGCUUCCUUUUAUUUUCACCUCAAACUACAUUAUUGGAAGGAAUAUUAUGUUUGUGUUACGUCGCUCAAGUUCAGUAGUAGUAGGAACUGCUAUUUGGUUUUUUUGUACAAGAGCCUUCCAUGUGAUAGAAAACUUCACCGGCAAAUGCUAUGAAUUGCAGAAUAUGACUGUUGUCCCCAAAUUCGAGCAGAUGAAUGAUUGCAGGAAGGGAGGCCAUAUGUGGCUUGGAUUUGACAUAUCUGGACAUUGCUUCUUACUCUCGUAUUGUGCACUGACAAUGGUGGAAGAAAUAGCUGUGAUGAACAAACUUCAAAAGAUGGAGCAAAAGCCAGGAAAAGCAGUAGACACAAUCAUUAAAUCACUGUUUAUUGCUUUGAAUGCCUUGCUCCUGCUGUGGGUAUGGAUGUUUUCCUGUACUGCUGUGUAUUUUCAUGACUUGCCCCAUAAAAUAUUGGGAACUGCUGUUGGGUUUGCUGCCUGGUACGGAACGUACAAGGUUUGGUAUAAGAAACCAUUUUCUCCUGGACUACCACCCGAAACUGAGGACAAGCAAGAGUAAUGAUGAGACGUCAUUGAGAACCAAGAGGAGAAUUUCCAUUGGCCAUAGAUCAGUAAAGAAAAUUGUUUUGUCUUAUUCUUACACAUUUUAAAUAUACAAAAUGGGGGCAGGGGCUGAUGCAGUAUUACUUUAUUUACCCGUACAAUAUUUAGCACCUGGUCAGGUCAGUAUUCUCCACAAACUGACUUGGUAUUUUUAUUAUUAUGUCAUCCGUAAUUGAACGAAAGUAAUGGUGACAAAAAAGUGAAUGUUAUCACAAAUUUUAAUUUGGCUUAGUAAAACCAGUUCUGUAUUUAUAACACAACCUCUUCCCCCACCACCCCCCACCCCCCAAAAAAAAAUAUCUCAAUCAGAUCAGGUCAUUUCUCGCUCAGAGGCCAAGGAUGAUAUAUCCUACUUUUAUUACGAUUCUCUUAAAAUUACUGAACAAUAUUUAUUUGCCCUGAAAGUACUCAUCCUUCAAUUGCUUUGUGGAGAACACUGCUAAUGCUUUGUUCAUGUAUUUCUGGUGCUUAAUAAGUUGUCUUGUAUAUAACACGUUAACUAAGGCCAUUAAGCUGAAGAACUCAAUCCACAACUGUUUGUCGGAUACUACUGUGCUCAAUUGGCUGCCGUGUUUCACCUACAAAAUAUAGUCAAUUCACUUUACAGUAUACUCUGUAAAGCGCUUUGAGACGUCUCGAAGACGUGAUAAGGCGCUAUAUCAAAUGCAAGGAUUGUUGUUAAAUUUCAGAAUAAAGUAUUCCCAGUAGUUCAAGAACUUGAUACUGUAUCCAGUGCUUUGGGCCAUCCUCCCGACGUGAACGAUGCCAUAAAAUUAUCAUUUAUUGUUGUAUUAUAUGCUGCAAACAUGAUUUUAGGAACACAUUCCUGGGAAAUAACAGAUACUAUUUUGGGCAUUUACUUUAUAUUCCCUUGUAUUGUAAUUGAAGAGUUGUGUGUUUGCAGCAGAGAAAUAUUUCCUCACCAAAAAUGACAAAGUAAAAAUAGUGUAUUGAAGCCAAAGUGUUCCAAGUGCUAAUAAGUACUUGCCAAAAUGUUAUUCUCUUAUCAAGGCCUUAAAACUAUAAAAUAUUUUGGAUAGGAAGUUUGUUUGAUGCUUUGUUUGCAAUCAUUUCUUAAAUUUUAAGCUUAUUACCCAGCUUGCUGGAGAUCAAUCUUUAAAGCGCUGAUGCUGGUAAUGAAUAUGGGAUUUUUCAUCUGUACUCAUAGUGAAAUAAAUGUAUUAUCUGCCAAAAAGGUUCAACUUAUUCAGUUAACUAAUUUGGAUACAAUAAUGUAGAAAUAAUGGUUUUGAAAUUUGACUUUGCUAUUUAUAUAAUAAUAACCAGAUAUUGUACUCGAGUCGUAUUGGUAGUUAAUCUUAUUAAAGGUUUAUUCUAGAAUUUAGAGGCCUCGAGACUCGAUUUUUAUAGCCUGGAAACUAGUGUGCAAACGUGACAACAGCAACAACAACUUGCACUUAUAUAUCGCCCACGCAAGGUACCGUCUCAGAGUGCUUAAAAACGUAUUGUUGCAUAUUCAGAAUUCAGCAGAUAAAUGCUUGAAUGAUUAAAAUAUUUAACAUUUGAACUCUUUUUGAGUUGUCGUCUCUUCUAUUUUUAUCAAUGAUGUUUUUAUACAAACAUCAUCCAAUAGAUUCAGUGUUUGCAAUCAGUUCUUUAGCUAUUCAUAUUUCCCAAAAGAGAAACCAAAUCUGUCUUGAAUAGAAAUUGUUUAUGUUGUGCCUACAUAUCUCUUGGUAAACCAUACUUGUGAUCAAGCCUAUCCUCGCAGUAAUACCACAAGUACAUCACAUUUUCAGAGCCGUUAAUGGUGGAUAUCGAGACACGUUUUUGAUGAAUAGGUAAGAAUUGUGAUAUUUAAAUGACAAGGGGAAUGUACUACAAAUAAGUUUUGUAAUAGCACAAAACAAUUAUCAUUAAGAUCUUAUUAUUGAGAGAGGAUCAUGUACGAUUCCUACUUCUGAAAAGCAAACCAGCAUUGCUAAAAGAAAUAAAAAUCUUUUGCCUCUC